GCUCAGUUCGUCAGGGACGCUUAAUUGAUCCUCUGUAACAUUUCACAUAAGCUUCCAUAAGGGUGUGGCAACAUAGAAAUUAAUGUCAUCAGAACAUCUCUAACAAAAGAAUGUGAGGAUGUGUGACUCAGAGACAUGUAGUUCUUGUGAUUUUGACACUAGAUACCCGAGCAACAUUGUCAGACCGUUGUGUGACACCUAUGCCAAGUUGUCAUUUGUGAUCUACCGCCUGCUUAUAGUGACCUACCUCAUUGUGUUUUUAGUGAUUCACCUCUCUACCUCCAUCGCAGGAGUAAGUGGGUUAAAGAUCUUCAUCUAUCUAUCCGACUGGAACUUAGUUCUAACCACACUCUAUCUCAUCGUUGCUUUCCUCAAUGCGGUAGCGGACUAUGCCUACUACCAAUGGUAUGGCAUGUAUCUCAGCAGUUACCACAAUGAACCACCUGUCCUCUACAGACUACAGUGGUGUCUUUUCAGCAUAUGUAUCAUCAUCUCCUUACUCAUCGCCGUAUCUUUCUGGCCAACCGUCGGUUAUGACCUACCGACAUACAAACUAGCAGAGAACAUCAACAUACAUGCUGUACCAGGUAUCAUCAUGGUUAUUGACCUCAUGGUGACGGCAAUACCGAUUCGCUUCUUCCACGUAAUCUAUCCGUUAUUCGUGGGCGGUAUCUACCUGGCCUUUGCGGCAAUCUACUGGGCUGCAGGAGGCACUGAUCCAUAUGGACACCCCUACAUCUAUCGUCUUUUGGACUUCAGCCGUCCCAGGAUCAUAGGACUGGUCGUUGUUGGGGAGACCAUAGGUGCUGUUGUGUUUCAGUGGUUGUUAGCAGGCCUAAAGCUUUUGAGGAAUAAGGUCGCGUAUGACUGCAACUGCGCCCCAAGGGUCCGAUCUGUGGAAGUCAUUCCUUUGACAGAAGUAGCUACCGUCGCUUCAUAUUCUUGACUUUCAUCAAAGGCAUUCUUGAGAUUUUGUCGGGAUUGGACUAUGAAUGCUGCCACAAUGUCUUUUGAAAUGCUCUAGAAAUACCUCUAAGGCAUUUGUAUAAAUAAGUAUCCGUCAUUUAACGAUAAUGUUCUAUCACAUGCAUCAUUAACGAUAAUGUUCUAUCACAGGCAUUAAUUCUUGUGUAUGCCAAAUCUACAAUAUACUUCUUAUCAAGGAUAGAUUUCCUAUAGAUUUGUCAUUUCUGAGGAUAUCUCAUUAAAGGUAGUUGUACAAAAGCAUAUACUUCAUCCAAACAUCAAUUUCAAAUUAAUGAAAUAUGGAUAAGCCCCCCUUAAAAGUUUAGGGAUAUUUCCCGGGGGGGGGGCAGUCAAAUGUAUUGCUGUACACACGCGUGACCAAGGAAUUUCCAAACACCCCCUAAACGAGUUUUUCUCUGUGUUCAAAAUACCCCCUAAACAAGGUUCUCGCGGGCUUUAUUUACACAUUUUGGCCCCUAAACAAGUUGUCGCCAAAAUAUGACCUCGGGGAAAAAGCUUGGGGAAAAAACCAUACCCUAAACACGUUUGACCCCGCGAUUGAUCAUUGACCAGUCUUUCAAAACCACCCUUUUUCUUGAAAAUCGGUGUUUUUUAUACCCUUAACGAGUCCAUGCGCGGACCGCGUCCAAAACUGAAAAAACACCCCUUUAACCCCCCCCCCCGGGGAUAUUUCCUGUGUGACCCAGUGAUUAUCCGACAUAAGUGUAGCCUAUGGAUAGUACUUGUUGGAUGGACCGGUUAAUUGUCUAAUUGGCUCGAAGGGACAGAGUGAGUCCUCGGUAGGCCUGCCCCAUGAUAUAGUCUAAGAUUCUGUAUCAAGGGGGAUGGUUGUCAUCAAAAUAAUGCUUCAGUCAUAUAUAUGAAACUGACUCCAAAUAAUGUGCAAUCUGCCUUAAAGUAGUUUGUCAUUCAUUAAUUUGUGUAUAACGUUCCUCAAUGCACUUAAAAAUCCAUAAUUUGUUUUCAAUAAUUUAUUCCCUGGUUUUAUCAGAAGCAAUUAUCUUGCACAUAUUUGAUUUCAUAAUUGUAAUUUUAGUGUCGUUCCGUUUACUGUUCAUAUCCUUUCGAAACUUGUCAUGUUUUUUAUUCAGCUUUUGGCUGUGACGCAUGUUUUAAUAAACCAUUUUUGGGGGUCGGCCUGGGGAGUGUUUAUUGAAAGGACUUGUCGGACAUUUCAUCAGACAAGUAGUGUUUUAUCCGACAGUAACCAUAGUUACAGUGCCUCUCAGCAAGGAGCUUCCAACACAGCUCCUUGCUCUCAGCCAAUCAGAAUCAAGGAAAGUUGUCAGAUCCAACAACUUGUUGGACAAAACUAUUGAUGAAACACCGCCUGGAUUCGGUUUGCCAGUAUGCAUGACUGUGACAUAAAAAUGUCACAUGACAUGUCAGUACAAGGACAAUUUACAGGUGAACGUAUUUAACCAAAUAUUUAUCCUGGUGGUAUCCGGGGGUGGUAUGGGGUAUAGGCACUAAUUCUGCAUGCGCAUGCGCAUUAAUGGAUUGUUACGAUAAUUAUGUUAUAUACAUCAAUUACUGAUUUGUAAAGGAAAGUAGAUCCGUUGUAUUGCUUCACAUAAGUUCGUCUGAGUAAUGGCAAACUAGAAGGAUAUUUGAAACCUAGUUUCUGAAACAACAGUUUUGAUAUUAAAAUAUCAAAGAUGUGUGACUCGGGUACAUAUUCUUCUUGUGAAUUUGAUAAAAGACAUUCGAGCGACAUAAUAAGACCAUAGUGAAUAUACUCUCAAUUUAUUCGCAAUAAUUAUUUAUUUAACUUUGAAAAUCAUUGAGGUUGUUUGACAGUCAUGUCUAGAAUUAACAUAUGACUCUGCAUGGUUCAAGCCAGAAUUGUAAUCACUCGGUCAAGAAAACGGUUCCAUGACAAUUGCUCCGCCGACAUUUGCUCCGCCGACAAUUGCUACGCAAAAUACGACAACUGCUCCGCCGACAAUUGCUCCGGACAGUUGCUCCGCCGACAGUUGCUCCGUCGACACUUGCUCCGCCGAUAUGUGCUCCGUCGACACUUGCUCCGCCGAUAUUUGCUCCGCCGAUAUUUGCUCCGCCGACAUCUGCUCCGCCGACAUCUGCUCCGCCGAAAAUUGCUCCGCCGACAAUUGCUCCGCCGAUAAUUGCUCCGCCGACAUCUGCUCCGAUUAUACGACAAUUGCUCCGCCGAUAUUUGCUCCGCCGAAAAUCGCUCCGAUUAUACGACAAUUGCUGCGCGACAAUAAUUGCUCCGCCGAUAUCUGCUCCGAUUAUACGACAAUGCUCCGCCGACAUCUGCUCCGCCGAAAAUGGCUCCGCCGUAAAUUGCUCCGAUAAUGUGACAAUUAUUUAUUUAUUUUUUUAUUCGUACUUUCAUACGCAUAACAAUAAUUUGUAGCACAGGCUGAAGGCGUCAAUUUACAAAGUAAACUUAAACUAUGCUUGCAUGAUAUAUUACAUGUCAUACACAGGGGCCGCGGAACGGUUUUCAAAGUGAGGGCUGAGUCAAAAGUGGGGGGCUGUCCAUGCUAAAAAUCACAAUCAUAUGGUCAUUCUUACGUUUUUUUGUACACGGUUUUUGAAAAUUGGGGGGCUAAAGCUAAAGCCCCCCGGCUCCGCAGCCCCUGAUACAUGCAUAUAGAAAGAAAUAGAAAAAAAGGGGUAAGCACUAAGGGAUAGAUAUUCUUAAUACUUAUUCAUGGUGGGGGGAGCAUUUGUGUAAGUUUUAUUACGUGCCUGGUGAUUAAAAUGGGGAAAAAAUACGCGUUUUCAUGUAAUUAUUAUAACCAUAUAGCUCCAUGUUAUAACAGUACAAACAAAUUAGACAUACCCCAUUCUUAGCGUCAAAAUCGCUCAGACUGGCGAAAUUUGCUCCGAAGUGGAAACAUUUGCUACAGGUGAAAUUCAACGGUACCCCACCUUAUUUGUCGAAAACCUGUACUGUAGUCACGCAAAAUGUUUACUGUCGGCAAAUUUUGUCCCACACAAACAUGACCAAGACAUUCAGUAAGUAAAAAUUAAUAUUCAAGAAAAUACCAACUUGUGAAAGGCUACAUGUUAUGUCACCUUCUCGGCACACCCCUCCACUCUGGUUUCCAUAUUCUCUCGUAUACACAGUGCUCUCAGUCUGGUCUCCACAUCCAUAUCAUGUCAUAUACACCGUAGGUUUUUAGAUUAUGAUAAUACUGUAUAUAAUAGUGAGUUGCUUUUUUGUUUUAUGUUGAUCAUGAUUGUUUUCUUCACUGAUAGAAAAAGGAUAAUUAAAUUUU
Molecule: messenger RNA, 4238 nt
Organism: Lytechinus pictus (painted urchin)
Lineage: Eukaryota; Metazoa; Echinodermata; Echinoidea; Temnopleuroida; Toxopneustidae
Product: protein rolling stone-like
Exons: 3
Coding region: 119-946 (275 amino acids)
Cellular component (GO): membrane
Source: RefSeq, a predicted model, not a curated record